This is a messenger RNA of Salvelinus sp. IW2-2015, 217 nucleotides long. The record is from RefSeq and is a predicted model, not a curated record. Lineage: Eukaryota; Metazoa; Chordata; Actinopteri; Salmoniformes; Salmonidae.
GACUUCAAGGAGCUUUGUCAGGUCCUGGAGGUCUUGGAGUGGGAACCCUACAUGGUGCUGCCCAGCCCCACGGGCCAGCCUGCUGACAUUCACACCUUCCUCUCCUCCCCGUUCCAGCAACAGCAAGAGGAGACGGGAGGAGUCCUUGCCUGUGCACCGAGGCAGCUUUGUUGCCACACCCACGGCUGAGCUGUCCACUCCGGAAGAGACCCUGGUG